Ctenopharyngodon idella (grass carp) is the source of this 2364-nucleotide messenger RNA. It is a transcript of the gene cbsa, whose product is annotated as cystathionine beta-synthase a. The transcript has 15 exons. Gene Ontology annotation, cellular component: cytoplasm. Bases 154 to 1869 code for a protein of 571 amino acids. NCBI's taxonomy places the organism in Eukaryota, Metazoa, Chordata, Actinopteri, Cypriniformes, Xenocyprididae. Gene Ontology annotation, molecular function: cystathionine beta-synthase activity; cysteine synthase activity. The record is from RefSeq and is a predicted model, not a curated record.
CAGCCAAUCAGAUUGAGCGCCAACACAUGGCCAAUUCCCAAAUAAGUGAUCAACCCACGUUCAUAUAAAUGACGUGACACAGGUACUUCUGUAUGUACAGCUGUUAAAGUGGACGAUCGGCGCACUUAUCAGCAAGGGAACUAUAGAGAAAUCAUGCCUUCAGUCCCCUCCAACAAAGAGAACGACACCCCUGCCUGCCCUUUUGCUGGCAAGAAGACCACUGGCAAGAAUGGCGUAGAGAACAAGUUGGUUUCGGAUGCUGUAGACAGACCCCUGCAGCUGAAUAGAGAAACUGGGGCCGCUGACUCAAAAUGGAUUCGUCCUGACGUGCCAAGCAGAUGUACCUGGAAACUGGGAAUGUCUCAUGAAAAUUCCCCUCACACAUACUUUCCCAGGGCAAAAGCUGAGAGCAUUCUGCCCAACAUCCUGGACAGGAUUGGAGACACACCAAUGGUCCGCAUAAACAAGAUCUCUAAGACUUUUGGACUAAAGUGUGAACUUUUGGCCAAGUGUGAGUACUUUAAUGCUGGUGGUAGUGUGAAGGACCGUAUCAGUCUGCGUAUGGUGGAGGAUGCAGAAAGGGAAGGCAUCCUCAAACCUGGAGACACCAUUAUAGAGCCCACCUCUGGAAAUACAGGUAUUGGUCUUGCACUGGCUGCAGCAGUGAAGGGAUAUCGCUGCAUAAUUGUUAUGCCUGAGAAAAUGAGUAUGGAAAAGGUUGACGUGUUGAGAGCUUUGGGUGCUGAGAUAGUCCGAACUCCCACCAGUGCGCGGUUUGACUCCCCAGAGUCCCAUGUGGGUGUGGCUUGGCGCUUGAAGAAUGAAAUUCCUAACUCACACAUCCUGGAUCAGUAUCGCAAUCCCAGUAACCCCCUGGCUCAUUAUGACACCACUGCUGAAGAGAUUCUGGAGCAAUGUGAUGGAAAAGUAGAUAUGCUGGUGGCAGGAGCUGGCACAGGUGGCACCAUUACUGGCGUUGCUCGCAAAUUGAAGGAGAAAUGCCCAAAUGUUAAGAUUGUUGCAGUGGACCCAGAGGGCUCGAUCCUCGCUGAACCUGAUGAGCUGAACCGGACUGAUAAAACCCAGUAUGAGGUGGAGGGCAUCGGAUAUGACUUUAUACCCACCGUCCUGGACAGAUCUUUGGUUGACAAAUGGUACAAAUCCAACGACGAGGAAUCAUUCGCCAUGGCCCGAAUGCUUAUAAGAGAUGAAGGGCUGUUAUGUGGUGGUAGCUCAGGCACUGCCAUAGCGGCUGCAGUUAAGUUUGCCAAAGAGCUGAAGGAGGGCCAGCGCUGUGUCGUGAUUCUACCAGACUCGAUUCGAAACUACAUGUCCAAGUUCUUGAGUGAUAAGUGGAUGUUCCAGAAGGGCUUUCUGACGGUGGAGGACAUCAUGGUGAAUAAACCUUGGUGGUGGAAUUUAAAAUUGCAAAGUCUAAACCUCUCUGCUCCGCUUACUGUGCUGCCCACAGUCACAUGCCAAAAAACUAUUAAAAUCUUGAAAGAAAAGGGCUUUGACCAGGCACCUGUCGUAAAUGAAGCUGGGUUGAUUCUGGGUAUGGUGACCCUGGGAAACAUGCUUGCUUCUGUACUUGCAGGAAAGGUCAAGCCCUCUGACCCUGUCAGCAAAGUGCUCUACAAACAGUUCAAGCAGAUUCGUCUAACUGACAAUAUGGGAAAGCUGUCUCGGAUCUUGGAAACUGAUCACUUUGCCCUGGUGGUCCAUGAGCAGAUUCAGUAUCUCACAGAUGGAUCCUCCACUCAAAAGCAAAUGGUGUUUGGAGUGGUGACAGCCAUUGAUCUUCUCAACUUUGUCACUGCUCGAGAGAAAAGAGAGAGAUCUAUGUCUGAAUCAACAGAUGAAUCCUGAAGGCAUUUGAGCACUUCCUGCCUCAAUCUGAAUGUGAUGCACUACAAAGAAUCAUACUUUAAAGUUAUAGAUAUCGUAUAGUUAUUACAUCUAAAACUUGGGCGGUAGGGUUGGGUGGGACUGCUUUUUACAAUCAUAUUUUUUGCAAUCUUUUUUGCAUAGCCAAUAAUUAUGUACAGGUUUACAAAUGCAUGUAAGCAAAUUUACAGUGAUGUUUAAAAGGAACAGAACAGGGUUUAAAAUAAAAAAAAAAACAAUUGCCAAUGGUUGGUAAAUUGAGUAAAUUUACUGGCCAAAAAUAGUUUGUACUGGCCUUGGCUGUGUAUUUUGCAUUGUUGUUAUUCAAUAUAUUUGUUUAAAUUACUAUGACAAUGGAAUUUGUGCUUUGUUUUCCUUGCAUAUUUCUGGCAAACACUGCUGACAAAAAGUCAUUGUUUCACUGUGUCCUUUGACUUGUCAUGUUGCAGUUCCUAAUAAAAGUGUUGGCUAACUGGC